CGCACACAAAACGAUCUUGAUCUUGAAGCGGGAUGAAGGUUGGCUACGUCUUCGACGAGCGCUACUUGUGGCAUCGGCCAUGGAGCCAGCAGUACUCGUCAUUAGUAGAGCCGUUCCGUCACUGGGAGUCACCGGAGACCAAGCGUCGCUUCCACUCGCUGUUAGCAGUGUCUGGAUUGUUGGAUCAACUUGUGCCAAUCAAGCCUUUGAUCGCGACUAAAGCUCAAUUAGAGCGAGUGCAUACCCGUCGAUAUGUGGAAAAGAUGGAGCGACUUUCUGCUCGGGAAGAAGGUGGCAAUGCCGGUGAGGAAGCCCCAUUCUCUCAGUUCGCCUUCGACAUUGCGCAGCUAUCGGCUGGAGGAGUGCUCGCUGCUGUCGACGCAGUGAUGGACGGUCGAGUGAACACUGCGUACGCCCUCACACGUCCACCUGGACACCAUGCUGUCGCUGAUAGAGGAAUGGGCUUCUGUCUACUUAACAAUGUAGCCAUUUCUGCUAAACAUUUGCUGGAGACAUACACGACUCGGAUCAAGAGGAUCGCCAUUGUGGACUAUGAUGUCCAUCACGGCAAUGGGACCCAAGAAGCUUUUUACGACGACAACCGCGUGUUGUUCGUGUCGCUUCAUCAAGCGAACAAUUAUCCGGCAGAUAGUGGAGCUAUUAUCGAGCGAGGAGAAGGAAAGGGGCUUGGAUCCAACAUUAAUCUGCCCUUGCCACCAGGAUCCGGGUCCGGGGCGUACGAAUACGCGUUUAAGAGUGUCGUAGUCCCCGCGUUGGAAAGUUUUAAACCGGAUUUUGUGCUGGUAUCAUCGGGGUUUGAUGCGUCGUAUGCAGAUCCAUUAGCAGCGAUGAUUCUGAGUAGUAGUGUGUUCCGAUUCAUGGCACAUGAAUUGAGCGAAGCGGCCAAGCGACUGUGUGGAGGACGGAUUGUGUUUGCUCAUGAAGGAGGAUAUUCGGAGACGUAUGUUCCGUUUUGCGGCGCUGCAGUGAUUGAGGAGCUACUGGGGAUUCAAGAUGCUGACAAGCAGAUAAAGGAUCCUUUUCUUGACGAAGUGGAGCGAUGGGAAUAUCAAGAGCUUCAAGAGCACCAAAGGAAAGUGGUGGACACUGUAGUUGAGCUGCAAACCGCUCCCAAACAAAUGUAGAACAGAUUCUAUGCAGGAAAAAGAAUCCAUGACAUUUACCAGUUAGAGCGUA
Messenger RNA from Phytophthora nicotianae INRA-310, 1197 nucleotides. RefSeq lists its product as hypothetical. The coding region runs from base 33 to 1145 and encodes 370 amino acids. Gene Ontology annotation, cellular component: histone deacetylase complex. Gene Ontology annotation, biological process: chromatin organization. The transcript has a single exon. Lineage: Eukaryota; Oomycota; Peronosporomycetes; Peronosporales; Peronosporaceae. Gene Ontology annotation, molecular function: histone deacetylase activity. The record is from RefSeq and is a predicted model, not a curated record.